AUGGCGGUCCUUGGCAUAGCCAGCUGGAACCUGGGGGGGCUCACCGGGGACAAAAUCCUGGAGCUCACCCAGAACUUUGCGGGGGACCAUGUGCUCAGCAGAAUUCAGGUUUUCAUGUUGCAAGAAGUCAUCACAGAAGUGGAGCUGUUCUUCGCCUCGCGCUACAAAUGGACGUUGAUCUAUGGCAAGAGAGAGGGCGCCUGGAGAGGAGAGGGGAUACUGUACCACUCAUCCCUGGGCCUACACCACCACAGCAGAGCCCACAUGCAUGCAGUCAGCACCACCAUUAGGAGCCACCACAGCAAGAUUAAGAUGAAACUCAUCGCAGCCCACCUCCCACAUCACGCCACCACUGAACAGACAACAGCACUAGCAGCCGAGUGGGGAGAGCACAUGCCGCGGAACAAGAUCUGGAUAGGCAUUGAUGCCAACGAGACCUUUACGACCACACCAGGGGGGCUCGACUACCUUUGGCAAAAGGGAUACCGUGCCGAAGAAGGGGGAACCCAUCCCUGCCGCCACCAGACCGCCUCCGACCACGAUGCGGUUUGGUCGAUUGUAGCCUUCAACCCGCGCCUGGGGAAGUCCACUGGCCCAGACGGCAUCUCCCUGGAGGCGCUCCGGGUGCUGAUCCAGGACCCGGUCCUCGGCCGCACUGCACAGCACCUCCCCACCAGGGCGGGGCCCAAGAUCACGGCGCCCGGCUCUCCACUGACGUUUGUGGAGCCUGUGGCGGCCAUCAUCACGGCCAUGAACCACCGGGCACUGCCUAGCAGCCACGACCGGCCAUCAUGGCCCCAAUUCGAUAUGUGGUGGCCCUCCUGGGCUGUGGAGCGCACAGAGCUCCAAACGACACCGAGCCCACCACAAGGGCGCACUAUCCGCUUGGGGGAAGAGCCACCGCUGCACCACGGGACAGCCACAGCGGAGGUGGCUGUGGGGCCGGACGAGCCCAUGACGGACAACAACCCCACGGCAGCCAUGGAGGAGCCACAACCACCAAGAGUGUGGAGCACCGCGACGGGCACGACAGGAGCAGCCAAUCCGCAGCCACAGCCACCGCAGCCAAUACAACCGCAGCAGCAGGAGGAAGGGGGGCAGAGGAGGCAACGCCGCGCUGACAGCCACGACAGCAGCAGAAGCUCCAAUGACGCCAACCGCAACGGGACAGGUGAGCCAGCAGCACAACGGGGCCAACAGCUGGAAAGCUCCGACACAGAAACAUCAGCCUCAGCAGCAGCCGGCAGCGACAGCCCUCAGACGACCCACACGGACCCAUGGACAAGCAUCAGCUCACCACGACUGAGCCAGUGCAGCGACGACACCGACCAAAAACAACCGCACAAGACGCAACCGCCUGUCACACAACGGGAGCAGCCCAGCGUGGCGCCACCAUGCCAGCCACAGCCAGCGCCACAAGAGCUACCGAGCUCCAGCAUGAGCAAACCGCGCUGGCAAAGAGCUCGCAACCGAGCGGCUGCGGGCCCACAGACAGACCAAGGUCCAGAGCGACCAACAGCAGCGCCGGCUACCACAGAGGAGGCGGGGGGAGCCGAGCCACCACCACCGCAACAGCAGCCAACACAAGCAGACGCCCAGCACGUGCAGACCGAGAGAAGAAAUAGCGGGGGGUCAACGACAGCAGCCGUAGGUGACGCCAAGCGCGUGAAUGGCGAGUUUAACCUCUGGCUGCUCAGCUUAGGGCAAGGACGAGUCCCUAGGACGAUGCCACCUGAACUCCCCAUUGCGCCCGAUGCCUUUCUGCACACGUGUGCGCUGAGCAACGGUGGAGCCUGGGCGGCAGUCAUUAUGGACAGACGCGAUGCGCGCGGCCCGGCCUAUUUCAGCGGGCAGGAUCGCCCAUAUGCCAUCGCACGUCAAGAGAGACGUGAGGGGGCCCCCGGCCAUACGGGGUACCUGGCGACGGGCAUGGCCAUGCUCUUGCUGCCGCUCGGUCCGCCAGCAGGGGUAGCCCCCGCCAGAUGGAUGCUCUUUGUGACAGCAGUGGAGACAAAUCGCGAUCCUGCAGCCUGA
Messenger RNA from Symbiodinium sp. CCMP2592, 2034 nucleotides. Lineage: Eukaryota; Dinophyceae; Suessiales; Symbiodiniaceae. The record is from the annotation of a GenBank genome assembly.